Glycine soja is the source of this 1047-nucleotide messenger RNA. RefSeq lists its product as uncharacterized. Lineage: Eukaryota; Viridiplantae; Streptophyta; Magnoliopsida; Fabales; Fabaceae. The coding region runs from base 37 to 726 and encodes 229 amino acids. Gene Ontology annotation, molecular function: growth factor activity. Gene Ontology annotation, biological process: regulation of root meristem growth. The record is from RefSeq and is a predicted model, not a curated record. The transcript has 5 exons.
GUUUUCUCUCUUUCAGUUAAAGAAAAACACAAACUCAUGAAAAGAAGAAACAUGGAUCAGAUGAAGAUCACGGCGCUCUCGAUCUUUUUACUAGGAUGUCUCUUGGUCAUGGCUGUCCAAGGAGAUUCAUCAGCAAGAGUUCUUCCAGCUGUAACUGCAGUUGAGGUAGGGAAUAUAAACAAGCUUGGAGUGUCAUCUCAAAAGGAACCAUUUAUGAGAACUGGAGCUGGUCAUCACAUGAGGAAGCAAGGGCUUGGGGGAAAGAAAUUUAGCACAAAUGAGGUGACAAGUGUGGACUCUAAGAAUGGAAAAGGAGCAGAUGGAGGAGAGACUUCAAAGACUUCAGGUAAGGAUAAUGAUGGUUUGAAGAAGUCUUCUGGAUCACGAGACCAAAAGAAUGAUGAUCAGAAGCUUGUGAUAAUGGGACCAAAGGAAUAUUUGAAAUCCACCAAGUUUGUAGUUCCAAGAAGAAUUCCCACCAGCACGUACCCGAAGUCAAGUUCACAAUAUUGCAAUAUUGCUGCGCCAGUAGUUAAAUCCAGCUUAGGGAGUUCCUCAAGUCAUGAACAGAAAAUUUCUGAAGAAACACCUCAAAAUAGUACUCAGAAAGAUGAGACACAAAGAUUUGCUGACGCUGCAAAAGAGAUUGCAUACAUGAUGAAUAAGGAUUAUCAUGGAAGACCGAGUCACAGGCCACCCAUAAAUAACAAUGAGCCUAGAAAUUAAUUGAGAUUAUCAUGAGUAAUUAAUAGCAUGGAUAUAUAUAUAUAUAUAUAGGCUCACAGUUUUGCACCAAGUUGUUGCGUUAGCAACUACUUCUUGGUAAUGGCCUAGAUAUAUAUAUGAUAUAGUUUGCUUUAUAUUAUAGUUUAAUAUGUGGCACAAAGGCAAGCAAAACCAUAGGACUUAAGUAACAAAUAGUUGUUCGGUCGUUUCUUUUUCAUACUAAAAAAUAGAUAUAUGUAGAACGCAUGCAGUUUUGAGUGUUGUAAUUAUUAAGUGUAUCAUCGUUACAUCUUUAAUUAUGUGAGUUAAUUUUUUUUUCAA